Solanum verrucosum is the source of this 729-nucleotide messenger RNA. Its product is annotated as peroxygenase-like. Lineage: Eukaryota; Viridiplantae; Streptophyta; Magnoliopsida; Solanales; Solanaceae. Gene Ontology annotation, molecular function: monooxygenase activity; calcium ion binding. The record is from RefSeq and is a predicted model, not a curated record.
AUGGCGGUUGCUGGGGUUGAUCGGGAUGUGGCGUUGUCACCGGAGGCACCGCUGGCUCCGGUGACGGUUGAACGGAAAGUUAGGACUGAUUUGGAAACUUCUAUUCCAAAGCCUUAUUUGGCAAGGGGAUUGGUGGCUCCUGAUAUGGAGCCCCAUGGAACUCCUGGACAUAGGCACCACGGCAUGAGCGUUCUUCAACAGCACGUUGCGUUCUUCGAUCAGGAUGAGAAUGGCAUUAUCUACCCUUGGGAAACUUACUCCGGGCUACGUCAAAUUGGCUUCAAUAUGAUAGCAUCUCUCAUUAUUGCCAUUGUCAUCAAUGUUGGUUUGAGUUAUCCUUCUUUGCCGGGGUGGAUACCUUCUCCUUUCCUCCCAAUAUAUAUUUACAACAUACAUAAGUGCAAACAUGGAAGUGAUACUCACACCUAUGACAGAGAGGGAAGGUUCAUGCCCGUGCAUUUCGAGAACACUUUUAGCAAGUACGCUCGCACUCUGCCUGAUAAGCUUACUCUUGGAGAACUCUGGGAAAUGACCGAAGGCAACAGGGAGGCGUUCGACUUAUUUGGCUGGGUGGCGAGUAAAAUGGAGUGGGGAAUUCUGUAUGUUCUCGCUAGAGAUCAAGACGGUUUUCUAUCGAAAGAAGCUAUAAGGCGUUGUUUUGAUGGAAGUUUGUUUGAGUAUUGCGCCAAGAUACAAAUGGAAAAUGAAGGAUGGUUGAAGGAAGAAUAG